Molecule: messenger RNA, 2718 nt
Organism: Mangifera indica (mango)
Lineage: Eukaryota; Viridiplantae; Streptophyta; Magnoliopsida; Sapindales; Anacardiaceae
Product: probable receptor-like protein kinase At2g23200
Exons: 1
Coding region: 56-2551 (831 amino acids)
Biological process (GO): protein autophosphorylation
Cellular component (GO): plasmodesma; plasma membrane
Molecular function (GO): ATP binding; transmembrane receptor protein tyrosine kinase activity
Source: RefSeq, a predicted model, not a curated record
AGUCUUCAGUGGUCUUCAUCUAAAUAUCGGGAUUGGCUUUGCUCUUGAUGAAACCAUGGAAAAAGCUGAAAGCAUGAAAAUCCAUUGUUCUUUACUUUCUCUUGUUCUUGUUUUCCAGUUCUUAUCGCUUGGGCUUACCUCUUCAGCUUAUACUCUCCCAGAUAAGUUCUUCAUCAACUGUGGUUCGAACAAAAACAUAAACACCACAGGUCGUCAAUUCACUGGGGACUUGAAUUCAAUUUCCUUCUUUCCAAAGCAGAGUGAAAUUGUUACAGCAAAUAAUCAGGCAGAAGAUUCAUUAACUCUUUAUCGAACAGCCAGAGUUUUCAAGCAACCAUCUUGCUAUGAAUUUGAGAUCAACAAUUACACAGUUUAUGUGGUACGCCUUCAUUUUUUUGCUUUCUCCUCUUCAACCAAUCUCUCCACCGCUGUUUUCAAUGUUUUGACUUCGACUUCUGAGUUUUUGCUUUUGGAGAAUUUUACUGUCGAGGAAACUAGCCAUCCUCCGGUUGUAAAAGAAUUCCUUCUUAGCAUCACUACAGGAAAAUUCAGGAUUUACUUUAUUCCUCAAGUUUCCUCUUUCGCGUUUGUUAAUGCCAUAGAAGUCUUCCCUGGCCCUGAAAAUUUUAUCCCUGAUGAAGCUCCACAUAUUAGCCCUUCAGGAAACAAGGAUACUUCCAAGGGUUUACUUUCAAAGCUUUUACACCCAAUUUAUAGGAUCAAUGUUGGAGGCUCUACAAUUACGCAAGAAAAUGAUACUCUAUGGAGGAACUGGCAGCCGGAUGAUAGUUAUUUGCUCAACCCAGAUGUUGUUAAGAGCCAAUCUUAUUCUGUUAAGCCUAACUAUCUUGGUGACGUUAAUGAAUAUAUUGCCCCGGAUUUUGUCUACCAAACGGCCCAAGUGUUGGCUAAUAGCUCUUCUAGUGACUCCAAUUCCAACGUAACUUGGUCUUUUAAUGUGAGUAAGAAUGCUAGGCACUUCGUUCGGCUUCACUUCUGUGAUAUUGUCAGUCCAUCGCCGAAUGUUACGCGCUUUAAUCUGUAUGUUGAUCGCAACUUCAGUAAGAAAAUUGCACCUUAUGAUAUAGUUAGCCAGUUGGCAGCUCCAUUUUACUUGGAUUUUGAGGUUGAUUCUGAUUAUUCUGGAAGUAUGAAUGUUAGUGUAGGGCUUAACACUGAUAGUGAUUGGCGAACUGCCUUUCUGAAUGGACUGGAGAUAAUGGAGUUACUUGAGAAAUCGGGUUCGAUUCCAAAGAUCAGUGAACCCAAGAAAGAUAUUGUGUUGGUUGUGGUUGGCUCUGUUCUUGGAGGUUUAGCUUUUAUAGGCAUUUUGGCAGUGGUGAUAUUCUGGGGUUUGAAUUGCAGGAAGCCAAAAUCUGCUCAACCGUUGGAGUGGUCUCCAUUACAUGUUUAUGGAGCUGGAAGUUCUCAAGGUAAGGUGCCUGAGGGAACCAUCAUUGGCUCUCCCAUACCUUCCUUAAACCUUGAUUUGAAAAUCCCUUUUGCUGAAAUUCUGUAUGCCACAAACAACUUCAACGGCAAGUUAGUAAUUGGUAAGGGGGGAUUUGGGUAUGUCUAUAAAGGAACUUUAAGGAAUGGCCUUAAAGUUGCUGUAAAACGAAGUGAUCCUGGAUCAGGCCAAGGUCUUUCUGAAUUUCAAACAGAAAUAAUGGUCUUGUCAAAAAUUCGCCAUCGGCAUCUUGUUUCUUUGAUUGGGUACUGUGAUGAAAGAAACGAGAUGAUACUAGUUUAUGAAUUCAUGGAAAAAGGGACUGUAAGGGAUCAUUUAUACAACUCAAAGUUUCCCAGUUUGUCUUGGAAGCAAAGGCUUGAAAUAUGCAUUGGUGCAGCAAGAGGACUUCACUAUCUCCACAAAGGCUCAGCAAGGGGAAUCAUUCACCGAGAUGUUAAGUCCACAAACAUCUUGCUGGAUGAAAACCAUGUUGCUAAAGUUGCCGACUUUGGCCUUUCAAGGUUGGGUCCUUCUGAUCAAACCCAUGUUAGCACAGCAGUAAAAGGCACUUUUGGCUAUCUAGAUCCUGAGUACUUCAGAUCCCAACAAAUAACAGAAAAAUCUGAUGUUUACUCAUUUGGGGUUGUUCUUCUUGAGGUACUAUGUGCAAGACCAGUCAUUAAUCCCUCACUCACAAGAGACGAAGUCAACCUAGCUGAAUGGGCAAUGCUUUGCAAGAACAAAGGGGUUAUUGAAGAGAUUGUAGAUCCUUUGUUAAAGGGUCAAAUUGCUCCAAAUUCAUUGAGAAAAUUUAUAGAGACAGCAGAGAAAUGUUUGCAGGAAGAUGGAGUUGACAGGCCUACAAUGGGUGAUGUGUUGUGGGACUUGGAGUAUGCAUUGCAGUUUCAAAGAACAGCAACGGGGGAACCCCAUCAGGAUUCAACAACAAAUUUUGCAUCUGAGUUAAUAUUGCCUGAUGUCAAGCGUUUCCCUUCAUUUAGCCAGUCCAUCAAUGAAAUGCCCAAUUUGACACAGGAUAGCUUUAUCUCAUCAGAGGAUGCGGUUUUCUCCCAAUUGAAUAUUGAGAAUGCAAGGUAAAUUAGUUUAGUUUCUUAGCCUUUGUAGUUAUAUAUGUAGAUAGAACUGGAAAAACUUGCCACUGCUUUAUAUUACGUAUUCUUCUGGAUGUAUUGCAAUAACAUAAAUGUAUGAAGAACAAAAGUACUAUGGAUUAGUCUUUAUUAUACAUCAAACACUGCUUUUCA